AUGGCGACACGCUCGUGUGAGACAAUUGAGCUGGCUCCCAUCGAGUCUCGGGCGCGUUUUCCGCCUCUGAGGCAUGAUGUUCCAGCGGAGGAACGCCCCAGCUUUGGUAGUUCACGACGCACGUUGGCCCAGAAUGGCAUCUUUGAGUCCGGCCAAUCGCAGAAUGUCGUCGAAGUGACGCAGAAAUGGAACGACCCCAAAAUCAACGUCUUCCGAGUCGCAGCGUGCUCUUGGGGCUUCUUGGUUAUGGGAGCGAAUGAUGUUGUAUACGGAGCACUCAUCCCUUAUAUUGAAGAAGACUAUGGUGUCGACUAUGUUGUCUUGUCCAUCGUCUUCCUCUCCCGAUUCGCGGGCUACAUCGCCUCAGCAACCCUCAACGACUACUUUCACCAGAAGCUAGGUCUGCGUGGCAUCCCCAUGCUAUGCGCCGGCUGUCAUAUCGCCUCUCAUCUCACCAUAGUGUUUCAUCCGCCAUACAUGGUGACGGUCAUGGCAUUUAUCGUCGCGGGCUUCGGCCAUGGUCUGUUCGACUCGGCACUCAAUGGAUGGAUCAGCACUCUGGCCAACUCUACGAGAAUUCUCAGUUUUACGGGCGCAUUUUAUGCUUUCGGAGCUAUGCUGAGUCCUCUUAUUGCGACGAUAAUGAUAACCAAGGCGCAUAUGCCUUGGUAUUCCUUCUUCUACGUCAUGCUCGGCAUGUCCAUCAUAGAGCUCGCCAGCCUCACAUGGUCAUUCUGGAAUGCCACUGACCAUGGCCACCGGGGCACGCCCAACGAGACCGAAGCAGAGCGCGAGAAUACGCUGACCGCCGCCCUUUUCCGGAUGCCAGCUGCUCGAGUAUCGUGGCUUUGCGCCUUCUUGAUGUUUUGCUACGUGGGCAUCGAGAAUGCCUUGGGUGGCUGGAUCGUGCUGUUUAUGGCAACGGCACGAGGAGGCGAGGCGUUUGAGAGCGGUCUGACAGCCACAUGGUUUUGGCUUGGACUAGCCCUUGGGCGAAUCGUGCUGGGUUUUGCGACUCCGCGGCUAGGCGUCAAGAUUGCGCUGACGGUGUACAUUACGACUGCUCUUGGCUUGGGGCUGGUGUUUGUGCUCGUCCCUCGCUUCCUUGUUUCCGCCAUCGUCGUCGCUCUCCAAGGCUUUUUCCUUGGGCCUCUCUAUCCGGGAGUGGUCAUUGUGGCUAGCAAACUCCUCCCAGAACACCUCAAGGUUAGAGUGAUUGGGUUUGCUACUGCAAUGGGAGGAUGUGGCGCGGCGCUUCUACCUUUCUCUGUCGGUGUGUUGGCUCAGUUGGCCAGCGUGCAAGUACUGCAACCCACGGUCAUGGUUAUAACGGGUAUCAUGUUGGCUUCCUGGUUGUGUUUGCCCAAGAUUGACAAGAGGCAAGAUUAG
Molecule: messenger RNA, 1389 nt
Organism: Fusarium keratoplasticum
Lineage: Eukaryota; Fungi; Ascomycota; Sordariomycetes; Hypocreales; Nectriaceae
Product: MFS domain-containing protein
Exons: 5
Coding region: 1-1389 (462 amino acids)
Biological process (GO): transmembrane transport
Cellular component (GO): membrane
Molecular function (GO): transmembrane transporter activity
Source: RefSeq, a predicted model, not a curated record